This is a messenger RNA of Rhodofomes roseus, 1277 nucleotides long. RefSeq lists its product as uncharacterized. Bases 237 to 968 code for a protein of 243 amino acids. NCBI's taxonomy places the organism in Eukaryota, Fungi, Basidiomycota, Agaricomycetes, Polyporales, Fomitopsidaceae. The record is from RefSeq and is a predicted model, not a curated record. The transcript has 6 exons.
CGGUGUAACGCACAACCCAUAAACAUGGGUUGUACAAACAGGGCGGGCAAUUGGGUCGCGCUCGUCUUCCAUCCCUUUCUCCUCCGUAUCUCUUCCGGGUCGACACCCUUUCUGCCCUGGGGGCUUGUCCAUUCCUUGUCUUUCUUCCGCCGUCCUAGUGUCGAACGCAGGAGCCAGUCUCCACUCAUUUGCACCCGCUCAACCCACUCUCCUCAGUGCUUGAAGCCUGUCCCAAGAUGCUUGGCUCAUCUACAUCAGCAUUCGCCAUCUGCCUCCUCUCCUUGUGCUUCUCUGGUUUCGUCAAUGGCGCACCCGUAGUCCAACCCGACCCUGUCCUGAUGGCCCCGCGCCAGUUGGCUACGCCGACCACGGUCACGACGACUGAGACUAUACAGGCGCCGACUGGUCCCAUGCUGCAGACCUGCCAGAUCACGCUGACCCCGAAUUCGGACGGCAGCUACGAGGAAGUCAAGUCGUGCAGUCUGUCCGCCAUGGGUUCCAGCUCUGCAGCCAGUGGCGCAGCUUCCUCGAACGCAGCCCCCGCGAACGCAGGUCCCCCUGCCGUUGUCGUCGUCGGUACUUCUUCCAUCGCGUCCUCUGCCAUGUUCGCGACCGGUGCCGCAGCAACAUCUGUUGCUGCGAGCAUCUCCAGUGCCGCCGCAGCUGCGGCCACCAGUGCCGUCGGUGCCAUCAACAAUGGAGCGGGCGGUGCAGCUGCCAGCGUGAGCGCCGCGUCCUCGGCGAGCGCUGCUGCUGUGAGCAAGACGGCUGUGUCUGACGCCGCUGUGACGUUCACCGUUCCCGGACGGCACAUCCUUAUUCUUCCUUACGGCCUCAUCAUCUUCUGCGUCAUCACUGGAACAAUGUUGCUUGUGAUUGUGUUCCAGCACUUCGAGCGCAUGCGCUACCGCAGGGCGUUCCGUCAACGCAAGCAGGCCGAGGCGGGCUACGGCAGCAUGAAGGCGUAAUGGUGAUAUCAGUGGGUUCCAUCUAGAGUUGUUCGGCGUAACCAGGAUUCGGCUCCUUCACAUUUGCUCUGUUUAUUUGUCUGCUCUGGAGGAUAGACAAUCCUAUGGAUGCGUGUACUCUAGCCGCCUGGGUUUGUGCCAACUAUAUGUUAAUAUCUCGGCAACGUUGAUGACUCGCGCCAGUCUUGCUCGUUCCGACGUGCGACUGACUGACAACUUCCCUGGACUGUGACUUCGUUAUUGACGUUGAGAUCCCCAAGGCCCGCAUGAUUGACGCUGCUUGCCUAAGUACAGCUCAACGGUCACGUU